Messenger RNA from Spathaspora passalidarum NRRL Y-27907, 5616 nucleotides. It is a transcript of the gene WAR1, whose product is annotated as War1p. The record is from RefSeq and is a predicted model, not a curated record. NCBI's taxonomy places the organism in Eukaryota, Fungi, Ascomycota, Pichiomycetes, Serinales, Debaryomycetaceae. Gene Ontology annotation, molecular function: zinc ion binding; transcription cis-regulatory region binding; DNA-binding transcription factor activity, RNA polymerase II-specific. Gene Ontology annotation, cellular component: nucleus. The transcript has 3 exons. Gene Ontology annotation, biological process: regulation of DNA-templated transcription. The coding region runs from base 476 to 3088 and encodes 870 amino acids.
AGGCUUGCUAUAUAGCUUAUACCCUUGAUUUAGUCUUGAACUAUACUUAACUGACUCGAUUAAACAAAGCAAGCGAGCCAGAAAUUAUGUACAAGCUCUAGAAAUGGUUUAUAUCAGCAAUGUAAUUAUACUUUAGCUCAGAUUUCACUAGUAAAACAGUUUGGAUUUCCCAACAAUGAGUGAUCAAAAAUAAUGUGCGGUUGAGGGACAAAAAAUUUUUUUUCCUGUUUCUUUUAUAUAUAGCGUCUUUCCAUAACUGAAAUUCAAUUUCUCAUUUAGCCGUCCACAACUCAAAACCAACCGGUCCAGCCGCAUUAACGAGUCGUAUGAUUACACGUACUUAGAACAACCUUACUUUAUCGAUCACCCCAUUUAACUACUAGUACACACGCACAUACCCAGACUAUACCUUCCUCCUGAGGUUCAUCGCCCCCACAACCACAGAAAAAAAAAUAGAAAAUUUUGAGCAUCGGCAAUGCUUCACCAACCGGCAUUAAAACCAGGAUCGGUUACAGAUACAACCGACUUCAGUAUCAGAUCCUCAGAUACUCCAGUAUCCAACUUCGACACACAGCUGGAGAGUUUCAACCAGCCUGACGAGUCCGUGGCGUCUACCAACGGCGGCGAUUCGAAAAAGCAGAAGUCAACUCGUCGUUCCGUUGCUUGUAAGAGCUGUCAUUCGCUCAAAGUGAAGUGCACCCCUGCAGACCCCAACAACCCAGGAGGUACGUGCAUCAGAUGCUUGAAUGGACGCAGGAAGUGUGAGAUCGACUUGAAUCAAACACGAAAGAGAAGAAAGAAGGCAGAUAUACUCGGAGCUAGGCAAAAUGCUGCUGCCGCUGCCGCUGCUUCUGCUUCUGCUAAUGCUGCUGCUAACUCAAAUGCUGGUGAGAGUCCUAAUGCGCCAACGGUGUCUUCUCCAUUAAACGAAUCAGAACCAGAUAAUGAAGUUGCACGUUUGCGUCAGCGAGUUAAACAAUUAGAAGCACAAUUGGCCCAACGUCACAACCACCAACAUGCAAGAAAGGCGUCGUUGAACAGUACCAGUGAUACAAUCUCGGAAGUCAAUUCACCACCGUUUGUGUCCAAGUAUGAUUUAGAACGCGAAGUUACCAUUUUGGUGGAAUCGUCAACAACCAAGUUAUCCGACUUGACUCAGGAAUUAAACGCUGUUGCAGGACAAAGAACGGCAUUGUUGAGAAAUGGUACCACUAUAGACAUGGUUUCGUCGGGUUUGAUUACUAUUGGCGAAGCAGAAGAACGUAUGGACGUUUACCGUAAUAAAAUCUACGCCUUAAAUCCAAUUGUCGAGAUUCCGUUGAGUCUUUCCGUGGAUGAAUUCAGGAAAAAACAGCCAUUCUUGUUUAAUGCAGUGAUGUCGGUGUCCAAUGCGUUAUAUUCCAAGACUGGGAGCAUUGAACAUGCUUUGAGAAUUGACAAUGAAGCGAUAAGAACAGUAACAUUUGAAAUCAUGGUUGCUGGUACUAAAUCAGACGAACUCAUCAAAAGUUGUUUGAUUUUAUGUUUAUGGUACAAUUCACCGGAAUUGUUUCGUCAACGUCGUUAUCACUUAUUGAACACCAUUUGUGUUUCUUUGUUGCAUGACUUGGGGAUUAUUUCUCGCCGUACUUAUUCAUUUAGAGAAGUUCAACUAGGUGCUGAUCCAUCCAAGGGUAAUACCGAGUAUCGGUCGUUGAUUUUGAUUAUCUACUUCACUACCGUGAGUAUUUGUUUGAUAUUACGAAGAACAAUCUAUGUGAAGUGGACACCAUAUGUCGAAGAAUGUUGCAGUAUUCUUGAGAACUCCCCAGAACCACGUUAUCGUAACUUGGCGUUGUUUUCCCGGUUGAAUCAUUGCUUGGAUAAGAUUCAUCAUAUCCUCCAUGCGCCAGAGAUUUCCGAAACCAGAACAUCCACAUCAUCAUACAUUAUUCACGAUUUACAAAAACAAUUGACAGUGAUUAGAGUCAAGAUUGCUGAUGAUGACCAUGCUAAUUUAGCCUAUUACUUUUCCGUGGAAGCGUAUCUUCAUGAACCUUGUCUCACCAACAUUUUCACCAGUGAAGAUUCUGAAAAGGGAGUUAAAUUGAACGAUAAUGCCGUCAAGUCAAUUUCCAACUGUACCAGUUCAUGUUUGAAUGCGUUGGAUGAAUUCAACCAUUUGACUUCGGAACAAGUUGCUGCUAUUCCCUUGUUUUACGGGUGCAGAAUAAUUUAUACCGCAGGGAUGUUGUUGAGAUUAAGAUACUUGAUUUUGUCAUUACCUUCGUUGAUUGAGAAGGAUUUGGUACCUAGACAUGCAGUCACAGCCAUCCAAAGAACCAGUAAGUUAGUGGAGCAGGCCAAUUUAAUGCACCCAACCAAUCACUUUUUGAAAAAGACAAGAUUAGUGUUGCAGUUGUUUAUCCAGACUUAUGCUACAGAAGUGCAAGAUUUAUUACGAAAGAGUGGAGAGACGCCACAGAACUUCAAGCCUAAUGAAAAUGAAAUUAAUGAAAUGGAGAAAUUGGUUUCAAUGUACCAAUCACACGCUAAAGCUAAUAGGAAGUCAUUAUUAACUGACGAGCCAGAACGGGUUGGUUCUUCUGUGCCGCUUGACAUUUUGUCAUACGCUGCCAGCGUCCGUCGUGAAUCUUCCAAUGUACAACAGCACCUUCAACCAUUGUUCCCCCAGCCUGAACCAAUGAGAACAGGUGGCGAUGCUGGCUCUUCCAAGGUAUCACCAUCACAUUACAGUUUCCGAGGAAUCAACUCUGGAGUAGGAUUCAACAUAGGAAACCCAGCAUUCAACGGCCAGGGCCAGCCAAUGAUGCCAUUGUCCGAGCUGCAACAACACGAUUUACUGAGAAUGCCCUCGGUCUCCACGGGUGCUAUUGACCCAACUAUGAACAACAGCAAUAUGGGACGCAACAGUCUUUCGUUUCUGCAUAACCUUGCCCAUCCCGAUCAUUUAGAGUCGAGCUACAUGACGUUGAAUGACGAGUUCUGGGCGGAUUUGUUGAGUGCCGACGCUGACCGGUUGAAUUUCAGUAAUAACAACGCCAACACGGCCCAAUUGAACGAUGAAGUGUUUUUCAUGAAGAAUUAGACUUGUGUAUAUUUAUUUGUAAUUUAUUGUAAAGUUUAAUAUAGAAAAUUCAUAUUUAUUUUUUUUUGGGUUUUGCUUGUUUGUUCAGAUCAAUACCAUCACCUGUUACUUCUUUAUUCACCACCAAAUGGCUGAACGAAAUCACUUUGGAUUCAUCGACAUCUUGAGGAUACUCGGGGGCAUUCUCCUCUUCAACGCCUGCUUCUCGUGGUGGUUCACAUCAACAACCACUUGGGGAUACAAUGGCAAAUGGACCAGUGUCAACUAUUUGAAACAUAGACUCACAAACAACUUUGUCAACUUGACAACAGAACAACUCGCGUUAUACAACGGAACAGACCCAAGCCUCCCCAUAUACAUCGGCAUAAAUGGCCGCGUCUACGAUGUCAGCAUAUCACGAAGCAUUUACGGUCCCAGGGGGACAUACAACAAGUUGGCCGGCAAGGAUGCUGCGCGAGUUUACGUCACGGGUUGUUUCAUGAACCCAGGAGAGUACACCUAUGACUUACGAGAAUUGGAUCAAGAAGAAGUGGAACGAGAUUUGGCCGAUUGGCAGUACUUUUUCGAUAAUCACGAAAAGUAUUGGUAUGUCGGGGAAGUCCAGCACAAACCACCCACCGGUGAUCCACCCAAGCCAUGCGAACACAUGAAGUUCCCAGGGCUAGUCCAUCAUAAUAGAUAGUUCUAUACAAAUUAAUAUGGUAUAUGCAUCUUACUCUACUCUAUACACACUCUUGUAGACUGCUUUGCAACACUUUUAAUAAUUCCACAGGAUCUUCCAAUCCAAUACUGAUUCUGAUUAAAUUUCUAUCAACUUCCCACUGGGCAAUCUCUUCCAAUUCCUGAUAAUGGGCAAGGAUAGCAUAUGGACAAGCCAAGGUGAAGUUUGUUCCCAAACUUGGUCCCUUGUGAAGGUUCACCACAUUGAAGAACUUGACGGCAUGUUCGGGAUCCUUAAACAAGAAUGAAAUCAAUCCCCCAUACCCACCAUUGACGUUUUUGAUGACAUCAUAGUAUUUACGCGAUGCGCUCAAGGAAGGAUAAUACACUUUGGAGAUCAAAUCAUUGUUAUUUAACAAGUCAACCACUUGCUCGGCCGUAUUGUCUAUCUUGUGAACACGCUCAGCGAAAUCACGCGAGUUUCUUUCCAACCAUAAUGCAUCCUCAGCCCAGAAUAAAUCUUCGUACUCUUCGUUAAAGAAUUUCUUAAGGGUGGGGUAGUAUGACGAAAGUGGGUUCAAAAUCAACGACCCAGCCAACACGUUGGAAUCACCCGAGAAUACCUUGGUCAAUGACGAACAUACUAUAUCGGCGUAUGGCAAAACACUGAUGUUUAAAAAGUUACCUACGGUUUCAUCAAUGACCACAGCGAAAUUGUACUUGUCAGCCAAUGCCCUGAUUCUGGCCAAGUUAGGGGUUUUAAGUAAUGGAUUGGAAGGACAUUCACAAAAGAGGGCCAUGAUAUCAAUGGCUCCAGAUUCCAACCCUUGCUCUAACUCAUCUAAUGAAUCAUCAUCACCUAAUCCGUAGAAAUACACUCCUGGACCAAACUUCUUUAAAAUAUUCAAGGUGUCGACAUAAGGGAACCCAAAACAUACCGAUUUCUUUGGUUCACCUUUACUGGUUUGCAAUAAUGAAAAAUGGGCAAAGAAGAUUGAUGCCAUCCCGGAUGGGAACAAGUACACAUCGGUUUCUCCAAGAUGUUUACCUCUGCGAGCCUUUUCCAUUUCUUCAAUUUGAUUCUUGGACUUGUCAACUUUCCCACAAAUUCUUCGUCUCAAUGCCAUUUUGGCACCCUGAGUGAACUUCAAAUCGAGCACACGACCAUACUUUUGUUCAAUGAAUGUGCUGAACUCCUUGUCCACUUCAGCACUGCCAUUGUUGCUACUGUUAGAUUGCGAACCACCACGAGCAGCACUGAUCGAUGGCGAUCUCAGUUGGAUCUUUUGCGACUGCAACUCCAGUUUCAUAUUACCAGUACGUCCAUUCGACACCGGUUCCUUCUCAAACAACUCUUUCAACACAUAUUCCCCCAUUCUGGAACUUAUACCUUCGCCGGAAUGCUGCCAGUAAUUCUUUGCAAGGGGAUACUCUGAUGCUGGGAAAAACACGACCCCAAUAGUGGCAGCAAUAACGGUCGACUUGUCGUCUUCCAGAGCCGGGGCAGGUGUGCUCAACUGCAACACUCUCCGGCUGGCAUUAGUUUUCGCCUUGGAUUGGAUGAAUUCUCGACAUCUCUUAGCCACUUUGUAACUGGGGAAAAUCAUGCAUCGCUCACCAUCCCUCCCGUACUUGUGCUCGACUCGCUUGGAAAGGUCUUGGAUUAUAGGAUGAAUAAAGAACCGAGGGUAUCCCGAGCGCAUCUUGCUCACCACCCAGUCCUCGCCUUCUUCGUACCCCACGGUUGCUUCCCAAGUGGGUAACGUUACCGACACAGCGUGUGGGAUAUUAGGGAUCGGCAUCCCUAUCUCCUGUGAGGGCAGGGUUUGUAAUUGCAUGGUUAUAUAUAUAUACGUGAUGUAGUGACU